UUGUUUUAUAAUUGAUUAAUAAUUAUGGAAUCUUAUUUCAAAAACUCCAAGCCAGACGCUUCUACUGUUCGUAAUGCUCCAAAGAAGCUCUUUGAAGAAUGCGUGCCCCUCUGCUUCCCAGCAGGAGCCCAAGAAUACUCAGACUCUAUGAUGCAGUGAGCAAUGAACUGUAAAUCCAAGACUUCACAAACCUUUCUUGCUUUUAAGGAAAUUUAUAAGGAAAGACUCCAAGAUGAUGGAUAUGUUAUCAACGAGAACUCUUACAAAAACAGUGCUAACCCUUUUGAAGGGAUGGAGGGAAAUCCUAGGCUGAUCAAUGCGAAGAAGAACUUUACUGUAGAAAUUUCUCCUCCAUCAAGAAACUACCUAUAAUAUUUGUAAAGCUUGUUCUACCUAUCUUCCAUUUAUAAUUCAUAAGUUACGUUAUCUAAACUGUCUUAAUGGUCAGGACUUUUCUUCCUCGAAAUUUCUCAAAGCCGAGAUAUCGGCUUAUCAAACAUGUUACAAAAAUCAAUUUUUUCUAAAUUUGAAUCUUUCAUUGAAGUCAGUGAAUUCGGCGAUUUCUG
Molecule: messenger RNA, 566 nt
Organism: Moneuplotes crassus
Lineage: Eukaryota; Ciliophora; Spirotrichea; Euplotida; Euplotidae
Source: the annotation of a GenBank genome assembly